This is a messenger RNA of Cynocephalus volans (Philippine flying lemur), 5797 nucleotides long. It is a transcript of the gene AGFG1, whose product is annotated as ArfGAP with FG repeats 1. The transcript has 15 exons. The record is from RefSeq and is a predicted model, not a curated record. Lineage: Eukaryota; Metazoa; Chordata; Mammalia; Dermoptera; Cynocephalidae. Gene Ontology annotation, biological process: spermatid nucleus differentiation; intermediate filament organization; acrosome assembly. Gene Ontology annotation, cellular component: cytoplasm; membrane; cytoplasmic vesicle. The coding region runs from base 68 to 1876 and encodes 602 amino acids. Gene Ontology annotation, molecular function: GTPase activator activity.
CGCGGGCCCCCGGCGCAGCGCCGCCCGGCUCCCGGCCCUGCCGGCCUCGUCCCUCGGCGCCGCGGCCAUGGCGGCCAGCGCGAAGCGAAAGCAGGAGGAGAAGCACCUGAAGAUGCUGCGGGACAUGACGGGCCUCCCGCACAACCGAAAGUGCUUCGACUGCGACCAGCGCGGCCCCACCUACGUGAACAUGACGGUUGGCUCCUUCGUCUGUACCUCCUGCUCCGGCAGCCUGCGAGGGUUAAAUCCACCGCACAGGGUGAAAUCUAUCUCCAUGACAACAUUCACACAACAGGAAAUUGAAUUCCUGCAAAAACAUGGAAAUGAGGUCUGUAAACAGAUUUGGCUAGGAUUAUUUGAUGAUAGAUCUUCAGCAAUUCCAGACUUCAGGGAUCCACAAAAAGUGAAAGAGUUUCUACAAGAAAAAUAUGAAAAGAAAAGAUGGUAUGUCCCACCAGAACAAGCCAAAGUGGUGGCAUCAGUUCAUGCAUCUAUUUCAGGGUCCUCUGCCAGCAGCACAAGCAGCACACCUGAGGUCAAACCACUGAAAUCCCUUUUAGGAGAUUCUGCACCAGCACUUCACUUAAAUAAGGGCACACCUAGUCAGUCCCCCGUUGUAGGCCGCUCUCAAGGGCAGCAACAGGAGAAGAAGCAGUUUGACCUUUUGACUGAUCUUGGCUCAGACAUCUUUGCUGCUCCACCUCCUCAGUCAACAGCUACAGCCAAUUUUGCUAACUUUGCACAUUUCAACAGUCAUGCAGCUCAGAAUUCUGCAAAUGCAGAUUUUGCAAACUUUGAUGCAUUUGGACAGUCUAGUGGUUCGAGUAAUUUUGGAGGUUUCCCCACAGCAAGUCACACUCCUUUUCAACCCCAAACUACAGCAUUUAGAAUGCUUUCAUCUAGCUGCAGUUUUGGUGAAUUUACUUCAGCUUUUCCUCUCCAGGCUACCCACAGUGGAAGUGCUGGAUCAGUAAAUGCUAAUUUUGCUCAUUUUGAUAACUUCCCCAAAUCCUCCAGUGCUGAUUUUGGAACCUUCAAUACUUCCCAGAGUCAUCAAACAGCAUCAGCUGUUAGUAAAGUUUCAACAAACAAAGGUGGUUUACAGACAGCAGACAAAUAUGCAGCACUUGCUAAUUUAGACAAUAUCUUCAGUGCUGGGCAAGGUGGUGAUCAGGGGAGUGGCUUUGGGACCACAGGUAAAGCUCCUGUUGGUUCUAUGGUUUCAAUUCCCAGUCAGUCAAGUGCGUCUUCAGACAAGUAUGCAGCCCUGGCAGAACUAGACAGCGUUUUCAGUUCUGCAGCCACCUCCAGUAAUGUAUAUACUCCCACGAGUAAUGCUAGCAGCAAUGUUUUUGGAACAGUGCCAGUGGGUGCUUCUGCACAGACACAGCCUGCUUCUUCAAGUGUGCCUGCUCCAUUUGGAGCUACGCCUUCCACAAAUCCAUUUGUUGCUGCCGCUGGUCCUUCUGUGGCAUCUUCUACAAAUCCAUUUCAGACCAAUGCCAGAGGAGCAACAGGCCUUUCUGGAGCAAUGCAUUCUCAAGUGUUUCCUCACGCUCAUUUUGCGGCAACCUUUGGCACUGCGUCCAUGAGCAUGCCUGCAGGGUUCGGCACUCCUGCUCCCUAUAGUCUUCCCACCAGCUUUAGUGGCAGCUUCCAGCAGCCUGCCUUUCCAGCCCAAGCAGCUUUCCCUCAACAGACAGCUUUUUCUCAACAGCCCAAUGGCGCGGGUUUUGCAGCAUUCGGACAAACAAAGCCAGUGGUAACCCCUUUUGGUCAAGUUGCAGCUGCUGGAGUAUCUAGUAAUCCUUUUAUGACUGGUGCACCGACAGGACAAUUUCCGACAGGAAGCUCAUCAACCAAUCCUUUCUUAUAGCCUUAUAUAGACACUUUACUGGAACGGAACUUUUUUUUGGUCACAUUACAUCUCUCCGCCUCUUGCACUGUUGUCUUGUUUCACUGAUCUUAGCUUUAAACACAAGAGAAGUCUUUAAAAAGCCUGCAUUGUGUAUUAAACACCAGGUAAUAUGUGCAAAACAGAGGGCUCCAGUAACUUUUAACCUGUGAAUUGGCAGAAAGAGGUAGCGGUAUCAUGUAUAUUAAAAAUUGGCUAAUAUUAAGUUAUUGCAGAUACCACAUUCAUUAUGCUGCAGUACUGUACAUAUUUUUCUUAGAAAUUAGCUUUUUGUGCAUAUCAGUAUUUGUAACGUUAACACAUUGUUAUGUGAGAAAUGUUACUGGGAAAAUAAAUCAGCCACUUUUAAGGUGCUGUCAUAUAUCUUGGAAUGAAUGACCUAAAUUUAACCAUUGCUACUGGAAGGUUACAAAGUCAGAAUUGGAAGGUUUUAUUCAUUCUUGAAUUUUUCCUUUCUAAAGAGCUCUUCUAUUUAUACAUGCCUAAAUUCUUUAAAAAUGUAGAGGGAUACCUGUCUGCAUAAUAAAGCUGAUCAUGUUUUGCCACAGUUUGCAGGUGAAAAAAAUAAAUAUUAGAAAAUAUGCUAUUGUUUUUGUGUUCUUGCUGCAAUGCCUUUACCAAAGUGGCCUUAAAUAUGAGUAGUGAAUUGAGAACAUCUUGAAUUCUUAAAGACUUGUAGUGACUAACUUUUUAUAAAAAGGCCAUGUAGAAUAUUUAUUAAAACUAUAACUGCUGUAUUCAAGAAUAUGUCAGUGGUAAAGCAUUUAAAUGUAGCUUGUCAGAUUCAUCGUAAUCCUUCUAAUUUCUUUGCAACUUCCUGAUUUUGUGAAAUUUGUAUAUAUGAAGAAUGUGCAUGUAUGUGUAUUUACAAAUUUUUAAUGAAUUCUCAGACUGCAAAGGCCUAUUUUAACUAUUGAUUUUUUUUUUAAAAAAAGAUAUUGUCCUUGAAUGUAUUGGAAGCAGACAUGCAUUAACUGUGACAUGAUUGCACCUCAGUUUUUCUUUUUUUGGACAAACUGAUAUCUAUAGGACAAUUGUUUAUGUUUGUUUUGGGGGGGAUAGAAACUGGAACCCAAUGUUACCUUAAAGUUAUGGAAUACUGUUUAAAAAGGCAGUGAUGCUGAGUUUAGUUGUAUCUUUUUGUUAAUAUUUAAAUGAGCUUGUUUAAAUAUUUAUGUACAGUAAUGCCUCAUUCAUCUGUAGGUAAUCGGGCUGUCUCAUCAAAACGGAACACAACUAAGAAACUUGGAAUUGUUUUUUUUAAAAUGCCUCUGAGCAACCCACAUAAGUCAUAAAGUCUAUGUUAGAGCUCAUGCAUUUGUUUUUAUGUGAUAUUUUAAUAAUUUUGAUUAUUUUAUUUCCUAGCCUGUAGCAUAUUAGCAGUUCAGAAGUGAUGACUUGAAGGAGACUGAAAAGCUAUGAAGAGCGUAUACUGUUCAGGACCAUUUAGUGUAGGGACAGCCAACCCAACCUAGAGGACAUCACUGUUUUUCAUCAUCUUCUGAUAAUUGUUCAUUAUCAUGACUGUGUCAUCAAGGAAAAGUGAAAUUGCAUACACAAAUGUGUAAUACAUGUUUGGAAAGGUUUAUCUUAAAAAUAAUUAAAAUUUUUUUAAAAGCUUUGGUAUUAAAAGAGGUGAACAUCAGUUUCCUCUAACAUUUUAUUCAUGUUGAAUGCCUCUUGCAAUGAUGAUUACAUGAGUUGUUAAUCAUAGUGUUUUAAAAAUCUGUGCAGUGUUUGACUUGUUAAAACAUUGCUGUCCAUUGCACAUUUAGCUGAAAGUGUGGUUUAUCUGAAUAAUUUUCAUAAGCCAAGAGGCUAGGAAAUCUCUGCCCCCUUUCUGAGCAGAGUGCCUCUUCUCUUAGAAUUGAAUGAAUGCUGCACAGGUCUAGGUGUGUGUUGGUGUAGACUUGAAAUGUCUUCACAUUUUGGGGGACUCCCUCAGCUUCUUUUUCAUGGAAGGAAAACUUAAGAAAUUUCUUUAAAUUUCUAUUUUAGGUUGUAUCUGGUCCUAAUCAAUUCAUAUGUACAGAGUUAUACUAUAUAACUGUAGGCCAUUAUGCAAAUAACCUACCAGGUUUUCCAUCUAAGAAGUAAAUUAAACAAUUGUUAUUGAAAUAAUUUCAAAGACUAUUUUUUUCUGGGUAAAUCUUGAAGUUUGUAAUUAAAUGGUAACUCUUAUUGACUGACUUUAAAUGAGAGCUUAUAAAAUUGAAAUGUUUAAGAAGAGAUCCAGCCUUAAUGUGGAUUUUCUCAUGAUCUUUACUGUUUAUUGUUAAAAAAUAUUAACUUCUGUUAGAAUUUUAUUUUGUAUUUGCUUCUAGUUUUAUAUGGACCAUAGAAUUGUCUUGAGUACUAAAAAGGAGAAAAUCCUCUUCGAAGUUGACAAGGCUAGAGACCUUCAAAUUUCCUGGCUUACUGGUUGAAUCAGAUCUUCUUUCCUGUUCUAUCUUUAUUUAGGAAAGAAAUUUGUCUUUUCUUUUAGGGUGGCAUACUUUAUUGAUAUAGUUUAAAGAUAUAUUUUAUUCUUAUUUUUUGAAAUAGAGGGUAUUUUAUUCUCUAUUUUUGUGAAAAUAGAGGUUAGGUUAUCAUUCUUUCUUAAAAUAAUACCUUCUAUAAAUUUAGAAAAGCAUAUCAACACUUAAUCUGUAAGGUCCUCCUGCCCCUAGCACAUACCCUCUUUGUUACAGUUCUUGUAAAUUGGCCAAAUGGAGAGGGUAAACUGGCUGCUUGUACCAACAUUUCUGACAUUUUACACCAUAACUCUUAGAAAUUAUUGAAGUUCCCCAAAGAGAUUUUGUUUAUGUAACUUGUGUCAGCCUUUACCGUAUUAAAAAUUAAUAGAGGUAUUUUAAAAACGUAUUUACUCAUUUAAAUGUAACAAUAAUAAACUCAUUACCUGUUAACAUAAGUAACAUUUUUGAUGAAAAAUAACUGUUUUCCAAAACAAAAACUAAUGAGAGCAGGAGCAUUGUUCUAUGUUUUGCACCUUUUUAAUUGUCUGGCUUAAUAAAAGCAGUGAGAUCUCUUACUGCUUUUGCAUUCUGAUUCUUUUCAUAUCACUCUCAGCAUGUAAGCACUAGAAAACUCCACUGUGCGUUUGCGAAAUCAGAGUGAAAAAGGCAUAUAACACCUUAGUAGUAGUGUGAAAAUAGUUUGACCUUGCAUAGUCCUUCAGUAGGGGCUUGGGGACUUUGAAAGGUCCCAGACUACACACUGAGAACCACUACACUUUAAAUUUGUGUUUCUGGGUCAGUAUUUACUUGUAGGGUAAACAUACUACUCCCGGAACUUCUAAGUUUUUUGUUUGUUUGGUGGGAAAAACUGAAUUUCAGUUGAAAUUGCAAACUUUUUAACAUUGUUUAACUAUUUCAGAGUAAUAACAGUGGUGGUAUUAUAUGGUGUGGUUUUUUAAGCCCCCUCAAUUUAUCAGUUACCUGCUAAAUGCUUUUCACGUAUUGUCUCAUACAAUCCCUGAAGGGGGACCUUUGCUUUAAGGAUAAAGGAAACAGGGCAUAGAGAAGUUAAGCUAGUGACAGCUUUUGCUCUGGGGAACAAAUAAUUUAUUGUCGAAUUAAAAUACUAUCACAUUUUGUGUAAAUUCUUUUUUAAUCUUUGGAAAUUUCAAGGAAGUUACUUUCUAUAUCCUAUAUAUCUAAAAUAAUUAUUUAAUUUGAUUUCCUUUCAUAAUUUGAUGAAAUCAGUACAGCUUAUUCUAUAGGGUUUUAUUUAAACUUUAGAAGUAAAUUAAUUGGAUAAUUAGUGGAGAAUGUUUUAAAAUGAAGACACAUCUGAAGUACCAUAAUGACUCCAAUUUUGUGAAGCAUUCAUUCCACCUUUAUUGAUGUAGUUUAUUCCCUGUAUAAUUUUAUAAUUUACUUU